This is a messenger RNA of Rattus rattus (black rat), 885 nucleotides long. Its product is annotated as glycine N-acyltransferase-like protein Keg1. Bases 1 to 885 code for a protein of 294 amino acids. Gene Ontology annotation, molecular function: glycine N-acyltransferase activity. Gene Ontology annotation, cellular component: mitochondrion. Lineage: Eukaryota; Metazoa; Chordata; Mammalia; Rodentia; Muridae. The record is from RefSeq and is a predicted model, not a curated record. The transcript has 5 exons.
AUGUUCUAUAUACAGAGUUCUGAGGCACUGCAGAUUCUGAAGAAUUCCCUAAGGAAGCACCUCCCUGAGUCCUUAAAGGUUUAUGGGACUGUCUUCCACAUGAACCAGGGAAAUCCAUUCAAACUCAAGGCUGUGGUGGACAAGUGGCCUGAUUUUAAUACUGUUGUUAUUCGACCACAGGAACAGGACAUGACAGAUGACCUUGACCACUACAACAACACUUACCUAAUUUAUUCCAAGGAUCCCAAGCACUGUCAGGAAUUCCUUGGCUCAUCAGACGUCAUUAACUGGAAACAACAUUUGCAGAUCCAAAGUUCACAGUCAGACCUGGGCAAAGUGAUAGAAAACCUUGGAGCCACUAACUUGGGCAAGGUCAAGCAUAAGCAGUGCUUUCUCUAUAUGGUAUCUCAUACAGCAAAGAAACUGACUCCUUCCUUGGUGGAUGCAAAGCACUUAGUCAGCAGUGACAAACCCACGCCUUUUGACCAUCAGUUAUUCAAAUUUGCCCGUCUGGAUGUUAAGCAUGCUGCAUUGGUGAACAGCAUCUGGUAUUUUGGUGGCAAUGAGAAGAGCCGGAAGUUCAUUGAACGCUGUAUCUUUACCUUUCCCAGCGUCUGUAUUAUGGGGCCUGAGGGGACCCCUGUGUCCUGGGCCCUGAUGGAUCACACUGGAGAACUAAGAAUGGCAGGCACCUUGCCUAAGUACCGGCACCAGAGCCUCAUUUACCAUGUUGCUUUUCACCAGGUUCAGACACUAGAAAAGCUGGGCUUUCCCAUGUAUUUACAUGUGGAUAAGGUUAACCUCACCGUUCAGAGAAUGUCUGCCAUGCUGGGGCAUGUCCCCAUGCCCUGUACCUGGAACCAGUGGAACUGGGUACCUCUCUAA